AUGCGACUCCCGACUAUUUCGCUGGAGUCGGAUUCUGAUGGGGAAGUCAUGCAGUCGCCGAGUCGCCGACCCAAAUCGAAAACCAGCGAACCGGUGCGUCGCCGUCGCGAGAUCGUCCUCGCGGAAGACUGCGGCACGUCGUCGCCACAGUCGCCACGGCGAUCGCAGUCGCUGCGACGACCCUCGAAGUCUUCGGCGUCGCCGCCGCCGCCGACGCCAAUGUCGGGCCUCUGCGACAUGGGACCGCUUUUCCGGACGGCGAGCCUGCGAGUGAAGCAGCAGCUGACGGCAAGGCUCAGCGAGCCUUUGAGACUUGCCGAGAAUCUGAACCGGUCGAUGAACAAGCUUCUGGCGACUGGAGAUGAUCAGGAUGAUCAUUUCCAACAUUAUAGUGUACUCCAUGCCGCGUCUUCCACAUCACUACAGAAGAAUGGUGAGCUGGAGUGACGUCAUAGAAGAGGUUGAUGACGUCAUUGGGAAUUCUGAAGAAAGGAACUUCAGAAGGUUUUUGGAGAAAGAGUUAAAUUGAGUAGCAGCCUCUACAAUUGUGAAAAGCAAAGAUUAAAAGGGAGUCAUUUUUUAAAGUUAGAAGUAAGAAAAAGUAGUUUUUCGAGAGUAAGAAAGGUUAUGAAGUCCUUUAAAAGCGGUUAAGAACAUUUACGACGUCAUUUUUAAAAUUAAAAAAAAGUGACGUCAUUUUUGAGAAACGUGAUGUCAUUUCGUGUAGUGCGGUAUUAUGACGUCACCAUGAAGAAAAAAGGAAUAUGUCAGCUAUUUAUGAAGCCUUAGAGAACCAGAAUCACGAUUUUAAUGACGUCAUUUUUUUGGAAAUAGUAUGUUAAUGACGUUAUCUUUAAGAAAAAGGGAUUAAUGACGUUUUUUUCAAGAUAUUUGAGAAGAGAGAGGGCAUCUAAAUUUUUGUGGAAAUAGAAGAGAGAAAUUUCGAAAAUAGUAGAAAAAUGACGUCAUUCUUUGAGAGGAACGAUGGGAAUUGUGUGACGUCAUCAGGUAAUUAUUGGGUGAUCGACUAAAAAUGAAAUUCGACUAUUUGAUUCAUUUUUCAGCCGAAGACGCCGGUUCGUCGAGCGAAGAUGAUGAUCCAGAAUAUCUGGAGCUCAUGGAAAGGGACAAUAUUAUCACGAGAUAUGAAAAGGUGAUUGCAAAUCAAGCUCAAAAGAAAGGAAAAUGAUUUUAUAGGGUCCUGACAGCCAGGAUGUUGAUCCGUGGGAAAAUCCGCAGUUUGACGUUUACGCCAAAACGGAUCGAUUUGGGUUCAUACAGUGAGUUUCAACGGGAAAAAUGAACUUCUUAGGAAGUGGCCCCUCAAGGGGUGAGGGGAGCUUUUGCGGGUCCCUCAUAGGAGUAACAUUGAAGUAGUCCCGGUAGGGGUUCUGAGCGAUAAUCCUUCUGAAGGCCUAGGGAUCCCUAUAAAAGUCUUUCAAAUUUUUAUUCAGAUUUGAAAAUUUAAAGGCAAACUUGAUCAGUUUCUCCUCUGUUCAUAUUUUUUUUCGUUAAAAAAAUGCUGAUUUAUAGACUUUUUUUCGUAUAGAAAUGCUUCUUCUUAUAGAAUUAAUUACAAUAAUCAAUUAGCAUCUCCUCUAUAGGGGCCACUUUUUCAAUCUUUAUGAGUCCCUAGAGGGGAACCUUUGAAAGCCCCUAAGUUUGCCCCGAUAGGGACCACUCUAGAGUUCCUGAGUUCGAAAAAAAAAACGUACUUUUUAGCAAAUCGAGCGACAAGGCCAGCGAAGAAGAACGAAAGCAUCAACGACGGGUUUUCAAAGAAUUGAGCCGCGAGAAAAAAUGGCUCAAAAUGAUUGAGGUCUAGUAAUGAACUAGUUGCCGGAUUUUGAAACAUUCUGACUUUUCUGCGUCUCUUUUCUCUCACAGAUGAGGUCAUAGAAACGUGAAAAUAGCACAUAAACACGAGAGGGAACAGUGGGUGCAGAGAAAUAAGACUUUCUCAAGUUUUGUCGAAUGGUCGGUAAUUAAUGAUAAUUAUCAUUAGCUGUUUUUUGGGAAUGGUCCAAUUUCGAGGUUUGAGCCUCAGGAGUCGUUUUCAACAUUUUUCAAAGGCCUAGUGCGAAAGUCGUUUCAAGUCGGCCGCAAACGGUUUUUUGGCGUCAGAGCCAUUCUAAGUGCGACCCUUUACUUUUAAUUGAAAGCUUGUUAUGUAGAGAAUAACAUAAAUUCGCUCAGAUUCAAAUUUUUUAAAUCAGUUUCAGUUUUUGCUUCAGAAGUUUUUGACAAAAAAAUAGGUUUUUAGGGUUCUAUUUUUCGUGAGACCAUUUAUUUUUGUUCUAAGGUCUUCUGAAAGAAAAAUGGCAUCGUUUGUCAAGAUUUUAGAAUCUCAGAACUUGUGUACCCAAUUUUUCAAGUUUUGCUUAAAAUAAUAGAAUAAAAAGAUCUUCUUUUUCAACAAACUCUAUGAAAAGUGCAACCUAAUCAACGAAUUUCCAGGACUGGAAAUCCGGAAAACCAUCGAAAAAGAUGGAGGACCGAGUCUGGAAAGGAAUCCCCGAGAAGCUUCGAUUAGUGGUGAGAUUUUCUAAAUCUUCCUGUCUUUAUUGAUUUUUAUCUCAGGUUUGGCCACGGUUACUUGGCGCCGAACGGAUGAGAGAAGAGAAAAAAGACGUUUACAUGAAUCUGUUGCUCAGAGCUCGUCUAGUCUCCAAGGACAUCAAACAGAUCGAUCUCGACAUCAAUCGGACCUAUAGGGACCACUUGGCCUUCCGGAAGAGAUAUGACGUCAAGUAAGGGCUUUUUCAUUGAUUUGAGUGACGUCAUAGGGGGGGGAGGGUUUUGAAAAAAAUUUUGGAAAUUUUUUUUUGAGGUCACAUUUUGAAAUGGCUCAAUGCGCCGCAAGAAAAAGAUUUUCAUUUUUCCUGCCUUUUAUCACUUUUUUUUUUCGCAUCCGACCAUAAGAAGGUUUACGCCUGACGAUAUUAAAAAGGGUUUGAAUAUUCAAGAAGUUUUUUUUGGAUCUUGCUCUCUGUAAAAAAAAAACCCUUGUCGCGUUUGAAAUGGUUAGAUGCGUUGCGGUCGCGCUGCGGCUGAGUUUUUGACCAUUCUUCUCCUCGAAUUGAAUAUUUCUUACGUCAUGCAGCCGACCAUGAGAAGGUUUACGCUUGAAGACAUCAGAAAAAAUUUGAAAAUUUGAAAAAAGUUUUAUUUGAAUCCAGUUCUUUGUGGAAAAAAUUUUUGGCCGCGUUUGGAAUGGUUAGACGCGUUGCGGCUCGGUUUUUAAACAUUUUAUCCUUUCCUAUUUUUUGCGCCCUGUAUCCGACCAUUUGAAGGUUUACGCGUGACUAUAUUAAAAGGUGUUUGAAAAUUCAAAAAUUUUUUUCGCAUCCAGCUAUCUGUAGAAAAAGAACUUUUUUGUCGCGUUUGGAAUGGUUAGAUGCGUUGCGGUUGCGCUGCAACUCUUCUUCUGAACAUUUUUAUCUUUGUCUAUUUUUUGCGCUUUUUUUUCUCGUCCUUGAAUCGUUCAUUUUUUGCGCUUUGCAGCCGACCAUAAGAGGGUUCAGCGCGAAAACAUCAGACAGCGUUUAGAAACUGCAAAACGUGUUUUAGAUAGGUCCAGUUGAGAUUCACGAAUUUUCCCUUUCAAAAUUAAAAGUUUUAAUCUCGAUUUCGUAUUUUUGAAUAUUUUUGGUCAUUCUUUAUAAAAUUAAGCUCCAAUUUUUCAAAAAUUUCAUGGAUUUUCAGACAAAAAUCAUUGCUCAACGUCCUCGCUGCCUAUUCAAUGUACAAUACAGAGGUUGGCUAUUGCCAGGGUUCGUUUUAUUUUUUUUUUCGAUUAAGAAGGAACACAAAUUAGAAUUUUUGACCCUACAAGAGUGAUUUUCUGUUACAGGGAUGAGCCAAAUCGUCGCCCUAUUUUUGAUGUAUCUGGACGAAGAAGACGCUUUCUGGUGCCUUCAUGCGUUGAUGGUCAGCCCCCGGCAUACGAUGCAUGGUCCGUUUUUUUAUUUUGAGAGGAAAAAUGACCCAUGAAAAAGCUAUUUUCUGUUAAAAUUAGUGGUUUUUUGGUCCUUUUGAGCCUCGCAAAUUGAAUUUUCAUGCUUGAAAUCGAUCAAUAUUGAUCAAAAAUGAUUCAUUGGCUAUGGAAAAAAAAAAAUUUAGGAGAGCAUUUGUAAUGGCUUAAUGCGUUGCGGACGCGCUGCGGCUCGAUUUUCAAAACUUUGAAAAUGGUUUCAUUAUUUUACGGUUUCGAAUCUCUUAUAAUACAUUUCUUUAUUUGAAUAAGAAUGUUCAUAGUCGUGGUGUCUCUAAAAAAAAAAGUUGUUUGCGUUUGGAAGUGCUCAAAUGCGUUGCGGUCGCGCUGCGGCUCAAUUUUCGAAACUUCGAAAAGUUUCAUUAUUUUGCGGUUUCGAAUCACUUAUAAUGAACUCCUUCUUUAAAUUACAAUGUUCAUCUUCCUAUUUUCUAUGUAAAAAAAAACUGUUUGCUUUUGGAAUGGAUCAGAGCGUUGCGGUCGCGCUGCGGCACGGCUUUUUGAAAUUUUUUGAAACAAUAGUUUUAUCAUUUUGCGGUUUCGAAUUUCUGAUAAAUUUCUUUUUUUGAAUAAGAAUGUUUGGUCCAACGCUUUUUAAGAAAAUGUUCUUGUCGCGUUUGGAAUGGCUCAAUGCGUUGCGGUCGCUAUGCCGCUGGGCUUUUUGAAAAACAAGUAUCAUUAUUUUGCGGUUUCGAACUUUCAAUAAUAGGUUUCUUGUUUUGAUUUUGAAUAUUUUUUCUUGUUUUGUCUGAAAAUGAUUUUGUCGCGCUUGGAAUGGCUGAAAGCGAAUAUAGAGAAUUUCUUUAGCCAUUCCACCUGCGACCAAUAUUUCAUUUCCAAAUCUCAAUUGGAAAAAAAGUUGAAAAAUUCAACAAUAAAUCUCUGACUUUUGAUAAAAAAAUUAAAAAUUUGCAGGCUUCUUCGUGCCGGGCUUCCCGAAAUUGUCGCGUUACGAGGAACAUUUCAAAAAAGUGCUCAAGAAAUAUCGACCACGGGUUUAUAAACACUUAGUGAGUUGGAAAGUCGUCAGAAAUUCUAGAUCGACGAAAAAAAAAGACUAACAAUACAAGAAAAAUUAGAAAAAAAAAUUCCUGCAAAAUAUUAUUUUACUGUUUCGAGUUCUCUUCAAAAAAAAAUUUUUGCGUUCAUUAAACUAUUUGAGCGUCACCAUUAGUGUUAUAAAAAAAUUUUUUUUUGAUAUUAUUAUUCGAUUAAAUUUUUUUUCCUAGAAAUUUUGUAAAAAUGAAUAAAUUUCCGAAUUCCACGAGUUAAUAGGGAUGCGAAAUUUUUUUGAGAGCUAUGUUAGAAUUUAUUAGGAAUAUCUUUCGAAUUAUUCUCGAGGUCAAAAAAAUUAGUCAAAGUCAAGAAUUAUUGCAGGAGAAACAAGAUAUUCCGUAUAUUUACCUGACCAAAUGGUGGUUUGGCUGCUUUUUUUGGACCGAGUUCCGUUUUCCCUGGCCUUGAGGUUGGCUUUUAAAUUCAUAUUCUGUGUUUUUGGAUUAUUUGAAAUUUAUUUAAAAGGAGAAAAAAAAAAAUCGAUUUUCACCUUUGUUUUUGGCUCUUUCUAGCUUAUUUUUUGUGAUUUAACACUUUUCAAAGAAGUUUUUGUAGAUUAUGGGACGUUUUCCUCAUCGAAGGAGAUCCGAUACUCAUCGCGAUGGCCCUCAAUAUCAUGAAAAAUGCAUGAAAGUUGGUUUUUUUCACUUUCAAAUGAAUCAAAAUGGAUGAAAUCUAUGAAAAAAAUAGUUUAGAUUUAAGAUAAGGUCAAUUUUGAUCAUCUGGGACAAUUUUGACAGAAGAAAAAUUUGAGAAAAAAACUAAGAUUUAGGGGGGUAAAAUUUGCACUUUCAAGGAAGUCGAUUCACAGAAAAAAAUUUGAGGAACUUUAUUUUUAAAAAAAUAAUGAAAUUUGUUUCCAGGAUCAAUAA
Molecule: messenger RNA, 5922 nt
Organism: Caenorhabditis auriculariae
Lineage: Eukaryota; Metazoa; Nematoda; Chromadorea; Rhabditida; Rhabditidae
Source: the annotation of a GenBank genome assembly